CCACACACUCACUCAGCCACUCCACUCCAGUCGCCGUCAACCUCAACCCCCUUCCUCCUCCCUCCCACCGGCGGGCGGCGGCCAUGGACCAGCAAGUGUUCCUCGGCGUCUCCUGGGGCAAUUUGCUCACCUACAUGAAGCGCAACAGCGGCAUGGAUCCCGACAUGGAUCUCGACAUGGGCGACUACUAUAACGUGGUGCUCUCCUUCGUGUACGACUACAUCCCCGACCCUCCCGUCUCCCCCACCCCCACACUCCCGCUCUCCGGCUUGCCGCGGGUCCCCGACGGCGUCGACCGCAUCAGCUGCCUCCCGGACAAGGUCCUCCGUAACAUCGUCUCCCGGCUCCCCGCCAAGGAGGCCGCGCGCACCGCCGCCCUCGCCUCGCACUGGCGCCCCCUCUGGCGCUCGGCGCCCCUCGCUCUUGUCGACAGCCACCUGCUCCCGGACGGCGGAGCGCGCGGUCAGCUCGUCUUCGGUGGUCCUUCUCCCCGCGCCGUCACCGCCGCGGUGUCCCGCGUCAUGGCGGCGCACCGGGGUCCCUUCCGCUGCGUCCACCUCACCCGCACCACCAUGGAUGAGCACCGGGGUGAGAUGGCGCGCUGGCUCGACAUCCUCGUCGCCAAGGGGGUCCAGGAACUCGUCUUUGUCAACCGGCCGUGGCCGCUAGAUCUGCGCCUCCCCGCCACGCUCUUCAGCUACGCCUCCCUCACCCGCCUCUAUCUCGGCAUCUGGAGGCUCCCGGACUCCGCCGCCGUACCGCGCGGCGCUAGAUUUCCCAACCUCCGGGAGCUCGGCCUCUGCAUGAUUGCGAUGAAGGACCGUGAUCUGGCCUUGCUGCUGGAAAGAAGCCCCGUCUUGGAGUUCCUCCUCAUCAUGGGAUGUCAGAUCGGAGUGCGCCUUCGCCUCGUCAGCCAAAGCCUGCGGUGCCUUCAGCUCAGCAUGUUCUUCUUGGGCGACAUGGACGUGGUGGAUGCCCCUUGUCUGGAGAGACUUUUUCAGUAUAACACCAACAAGAACCGCUCUUCCAGGAUCAAGAUUGGCCAAGCACCUAAACUUCGAGUUCUGGGAUACCUUGAGCCAGGAGGGCAGGAAUUGAUCAUCGUGGCUGGGAGCAAGGAGAGCAUUGUUCCUAGUGUGCAGAUUUUGGCCAUGGAGGUGCAGUUCGGUGUGCGCAGUGUUGUCAAGAAAGUGCCUGGCUUUCUCAGAUGCUUCCCCAACCUGGAGACGCUCCACGUGCAGUCUCACCACAUAUCUGAAGAGCCCACCAGGAAGGUCAAUGUCAAGUUCUGGCUGCAGGGCGGUCCCAUCAAAUGCGUCGUGGAGAGCAUGAGGAAGGUGUUCUUGUACGAGUUCUGAGGGUCGAGAAGCGAGGUUACUUUCCUCAAGUUUGUCGCGGAGAGGGCUCGGGUGCUGGAGCAGAUGGUGGUCGUGGUGUCCAGCAAAUCUUUCUCUCCAGGGGAUGAUGUGGGUGCCAAGCUGAAGCCUCUGACCAAUGCAAAAUGAGCGAGUAAAGCUUGCAAACUUGAGCUCUUCAAGAGCCCACCGGCUCAAUGCGGUGUGGCACCCUUCUGUCACAGGCUAGCAAAUGAUUUCUCGUUCCCGGACCCUUUUAACGUCAAAGAGUACUGUGAAGAAAGAACCGCUGAGUUAACUAUAGUACAGUAGCACCCUGACUCUUGUACUCCCUCCUUCCGAAAAUACUUGCCAUCAAAAUGGAUAAAAAGAGAUGUAUCUAGAACUAAUAUAUGUCUAGAUACAUCCCCUUUUGUUCAUGUAUUUCCGGACGGAGGGAGUACAAGACUACUGGUACCUAGCUAGACUUUGUGCUGCUGGACUUGGCAUUGGCAGCAGCUCAAAAACCUGCAUUUCGUGCGAUUUAUCUGGCAGGCCAUUUUUGUAUAGAUUGCACAUUUGCCAAGUCUUAUGAGGCCGGAUGCUUGAGGGAGUAACUAAUAUAAUUAGAUAAAAUGUUAGUGCUA
Molecule: messenger RNA, 1981 nt
Organism: Triticum aestivum (bread wheat)
Lineage: Eukaryota; Viridiplantae; Streptophyta; Magnoliopsida; Poales; Poaceae
Product: F-box/LRR-repeat protein At5g02910
Exons: 3
Coding region: 84-1358 (424 amino acids)
Molecular function (GO): protein binding
Source: RefSeq, a predicted model, not a curated record